Camellia sinensis is the source of this 1092-nucleotide messenger RNA. Its product is annotated as caffeoyl-CoA O-methyltransferase. The record is from RefSeq and is a predicted model, not a curated record. NCBI's taxonomy places the organism in Eukaryota, Viridiplantae, Streptophyta, Magnoliopsida, Ericales, Theaceae. Gene Ontology annotation, molecular function: S-adenosylmethionine-dependent methyltransferase activity; O-methyltransferase activity.
CACCCAAACUCAGGCUCUCUCUGCUCACCGGCGAUCCAACACUCCGGCGAAACAAAACCAAAGAGGAAAAAACACAGAAAAUUAAUUCGCUGCAAUAAUGGCAACAAACGGAGAAGGAGAACAGAAUCUCAGGCACCAAGAGGUCGGCCACAAGAGUCUUUUACAGAGCGAUGCUCUCUACCAGUAUAUACUUGAGACCAGUGUUUACCCAAGAGAGCCAGAGGCGAUGAAGGAGCUCAGAGAGGUCACUGCAAAACAUCCAUGGAACAUCAUGACUACCUCUGCCGACGAAGGUCAGUUCUUGAACAUGCUUUUGAAGCUUAUCAACGCCAAGAACACCAUGGAAAUCGGUGUUUACACUGGUUACUCUCUUCUCGCCACCGCCCUUGCUCUCCCCGAUGAUGGGAAGAUUUUGGCAAUGGACAUUAACAGAGAAAACUUCGAAAUCGGUCUGCCGAUAAUUGAAAAGGCCGGCGUCGCUCACAAAAUCGACUUCAGAGAAGGCCCUGCUCUGCCUGCUCUCGAUCAAAUGAUCGAAGAUGGAAAGCAUCAUGGGUCGUUUGAUUUCAUUUUCGUGGACGCUGACAAGGACAACUACAUCAACUACCACAAGAGGCUGAUUGAUCUGGUGAAGGUUGGGGGACUGAUCGGCUACGAUAACACCCUCUGGAACGGCUCUGUGGUGGCGCCUCCGGACGCUCCGAUGAGGAAGUACGUAAGGUACUACAGAGACUUCGUCUUGGAGCUCAACAAGGCACUCGCCGCCGAUCCCCGCAUCGAGAUCUGCAUGCUUCCCGUCGGCGAUGGCAUUACCCUGUGCCGGCGUGUCUGCUGAUUCCAACCCAUUGCUGGACAAAAACCAAAUAAUAUGAUAUUUUGCUUUUAUUUUUAUUAUCUUUUGUUAUGUCAUAUGUAUUUGUAUUUCUAAUGGACGGUGGAUGAUUGGAAGAGUUCACGACCUACGCUUCCGAUUUGAUUUGCUGCUCGAAUCAACAUACAAAGUGGUCUAUUAAUUGGUUUUGAAAUAUUAGUAAUGUUGUUCAUGCAAUAUUUUUAUAAAUAUCAAUUCAUAAUUGAAAAUAUGGGAAAUCA